GGUAGGUUUGCUGAUCGCGCGGAGCUGCUCCCAUAGUCUGAGCUCGGUCUCGCGCAGCUCUGUGUGGAUCGCGCGGGGAGGAGCGCGAGAGGAACUGCAGCGGGACUCUGCAGCGCGUGCGGACACGGCAAGCAGAUCUAAACUCAGAGGAGCUUCUCAGCCUCGCCAACAGAGGGAAGAUCAGACGAAGUCCAGGACACUGAAGAGAAGAAGGAAGGCUUUCCCCCGACGUCCGACUGAUGUUCACCGGGACCAGAGAUUAUCUGGGAGAUUUUAUGACGGAAGGUGUGUUCUUGUUCCGAGCAGCACUAAGAGGAGAUCUCCAUUAUGAAUGCAGACAGCGGUGGACGAGCUCGUAAAAGUGUGUCGCUGUCUCUCACUCUCUGGCCCAUGAAGAGAGUUCAGAGUUACCCCAAUCUGAACACCUGCUCCACAGGUAGUGAAACUCACUCCGCAGACUCUGAUGGCUGGCGGUCACGUAGCGUAACGGAGGGCUUCAGGAACGGUGAUGCCAGCAGCUCAUCUCUGGCAGCCAAAGGCUUCCGCAGCGUCCGACCCAACUUGCUGGACAAGAAGUCCCCUGUCCCGGUCCCGCUCCAGCCCCCUCGGAGAGAGAGCUAUCACAUGACACCUAAUCCUCCUUCUUACAGCUCCCUUCCGAUGCUCUCCAGCCCCUCCGGUUCUUACACCAUCAAAUCCAGCCUCUCUUCCACAUAUUCCUAUUCCAAGACCACCCGCACCACCACAUCUACCGCAGACCACUCUCCAGAGGCUAAUACUAGUGCUAACAGUUAUAUCACCCAACUCCUGGAGCACAAGGUCCCAUCUCUCAAACUAGGAAGUAAUAAAACCAGAGCCAGCCCACCAAACGUCAAUGAUAACGCAGCAGAUCCUAACAUGGCUAAUGCUAAUGCUACUAAAGUGAACACAGUUAAGACUACAGUGGCUAAUGCUAAUGCUACUAAAGUGAACAUGGCGAACGUUAAGUUAACUAAUGAUAGGACUACCACAGCAAACACUGUGAACCUUAGUCACCAGGAGCCCAAGGAGGCCACACCCAUUACUCCCCCUAAUCCACCACCCUGCCGUGAGUCCACCUUAGCCACUCCUACACACACAGCCUCUCUCUCCAUCCAGAUAGCCCCGAAAGGCUCGGGACCGCAGGCUGGAUCCGUAGCUCCAUCUGCAGCCAAACCCGAAGACGAGGACCCAGUGUCCAGCCCCGUAGUCCCUCCAAGACCAUCAGCUGAUGUCCUGAGUCAGAUGGCAGUGAAUGGAAAUGCUCAUUCCCAGAGGGCCUUCUCUCCUCCAGCGCACCCCCCUCCUCCACCAGUCCUUAGUCCAGGACUAGUGCAGAUCCAGCAAACUAGACGCUCAGAGGGCUCAGAGACAGUGCAGAGAGAGUCUGUAAUGUCUGGUCAGUCGGUGGUCAGCAGCACCACUCCAAUCGCCCGUUUCUCUGAAGAGGAGAAGAGAGUGUCAGUCAUCAAAGCUCCGCACUAUGAGGGCAUCGGCCCUGUGGACGAGUCGGGCAUCCCCAUCGCUAUCCGCACGACUGUAGACCGGCCUAAGGACUGGUACAAGACCAUGUUCAAGCAGAUCCACAUGGUGCAUAAAGCUGACGAUGACUAUGCGGACACGUACGACGCCACCUAUGCCAUCGUGAAUAACGAGAACUACGACCCUGUCCAUGCUCAUCCUCCACCACGGACGCAUACCUACCGGCCACUGUCCCGGAACAUGGUUGACCCACCCCAGCGUGAGCCGAGCCCCACCCCCAUCCCGCCUCCUCCCCCGCCCAUGCCCUCACUGCUGCAGCUCCGCUCCCGCGACCUGGACCGCGAGAAAGUGCAGCUGCACGACCCGAACGAGUGGAGUCCUCCUGACCGCAAAGUGGACACGCGUAAAUAUCGCGCGGAGCCGCGCAGCAUUUUCGAGUACGAACCGGGAAAAUCGUCCAUCCUGGAGCAGGAGCGACCGACGUCCCUCUACCUCCCGCCCUCCGAAAGGCCCGAGGGGGCCCCGAGUGCAGCCAGCGAUUACAGGAAGAGGCGAAAGUCGGAGCCGUCCGGCACGGCCGACGAGCAGCAUGCCGGUCAGGUGCCCACACGCCCACUCGAUCCCUCCAGGUCCAGCACUCUGAAGAAACCUGCCAUACGUUCCUCCCCUUCAUCUCCAUCCAGAGGCAAAGCUGGAGGCACUAGUGAGUCUCUCUCCUCAUCAGUGAGCUCCCCAGGUAUGGCGUCCUCUCACCUGUCUUCUGACUCCCUCACCCUCUCCACGUCCACCUUACGCAGCUCCAAGCGCUCCAUCUGCUUUAAGAAUGGCUGGCCGAUGUCCCGGCAAGAGGGUGCUGACACCUGGAGCAGUGUGGAGGAAGAGGAGGCGUCCUCACCACGCCUUAAGUCACGUAGCUGUGAUGACCUGCUCUCGGAUGGGAAUGGCGGAAUGCCUGGAAGAGCCUCCAGUUCUGCGACUGCUACCCGCUCAGAAAGUGCUGGAUCCCUGAUCGAUGAAGAUGGAAUACAGCAGCAGCAGGCAAAGAGUCUUAACUCGUCGCCAAGGGGACGACGACACCAUAGGCGUAAGAUGGCCCAUGACACGCCGGGAUUUCUGCAGCUGUACAAAAAGAUGCACCACAUUGACCGGGCACAGCUACUGCCCUCAGAAGUGAUCCGUUCUGUGCGAACUCGCAUCCUGGAACUCGAGCAGCAACAGCAGCGGAAAAACCUCCAUGCCUGGCCUCCGUUUGGACAUGAGGUGCCACAGCACAUGGUGCCAAACCGGAUUUCGGAAUAUGAGCAGCUGAUCAAGAAGUCCAAAUCCAUGCCGGAUCUAGGUGAGGACAACACUCCAUCAGGCACCACUACCCCAGGGUCCUCAAGGGCCAGCAGCUGCCCCAAACGGCGCUUUUCGGUGGAGUCACUUCUAGAGGAGGAAGAUCCUCCAGAACGGACUCUUCCAGAAGGUCAGCCAAGGCCAGGUACAAAGAGUCACAGCUUGGUGCAGGUGGUCAGGCAGGAUCAGCACCAGCAGCAGGACUACUCAGACAGUGAACAAGAUGCUUGCGCUUCUGAACUUAGUGACUUCAUCCAAAUUGAGGGCUCAUCUUUUUGCAGUGAGAGUGACUUGGACCACUGCUCACUGGCCUCAUCUGAAAGCUUCUAUGGCUCAGGACACCUUCACCACCACCACCAUCACCACGGACACCGGCAUCAUGGCAGCCACCACCACCAUCUCCAUCAGAGUCUGGGCCAGAGUCAAGGAUACCACCACCGCCACCUGAUCAGCUCCUGCAAGGGGCGCUGCCCAGCAUCCUACACUCGCUUCACCACUAUGCUAAAGCACGAGCGAGCACGGCAGGAGAGCCGUGCUGCCAUCACCCCUUCACUGGCUCAGCACUCACCCAGCGAAUCGGGCCUUUCCAAGCUGGCUUUCCUGGUCAGCCCUGUGCCUUUCCGCAGGAAACGGGGUUCCCCACCAACUCAGAGGCGCCACUGUCGUGCUGGCCGCCACAGAUCAAAAGCAUCAGUCUAUGAGGCUUUAGAUGCCGCCCUGCAGGACAUCUAUGACCACAUAAGGGCUGAGAAAGGGCUGGGACCGGCACGGUUGCCAGACGACAGCAUUUUGCGGCGGCUACUGGAGGAGUUACUCCCGGAUGUUCCAGAGAGGAGCUCCUCGUUGCGGGGACAGAGGGGGUCCUACUCCCCUUCCUCUUCCUCCCAUUUCUACCAGCCUCACCACAGUGCCUCCUACCAGCAGCCCCUCCACACAGACGCCUCCAACAACAACCAGCACACUAACGCUAACACUAAUGCGAUCUGCUGUUCAGAUCAGGGCUCUGAUGCUGGUUCUCUCACGCCUCAGAACAGAGGACCAACUCCAGAUCGAGAGGUGUCCUCUAAGCAGAUGACAUAUCUCAUAUUGUCUUCUCUCCUCCAUCAGAGACAGUCUGCCAGGGCUAUUUACGACUUUAAAGCUCAGUCCAGCAAGGAGCUCUCCUUUAAGAAGGGCGAUGCAAUCAACAUCAUCAGACAGAUCGACAGUAACUGGUACGAGGGAGAGCACAGAGGGCGCAUCGGCAUCUUCCCCAUUUCUUAUGUAGAGAAGGUGGCGUCUCCGGAGCGUAAGCAGCCAGCCCGUCCUCCUCCCCCUGCGCAGGUUAGAGAGAUGGGGGAGGCUGUGGCUCGAUACAACUUCAACGCUGACACUAAUGUGGAGCUCUCGCUUAGAAAGGGUGAGAAGGUGAUUUUGUUGAGGAAGGUGGAUCAGAACUGGUUUGAAGGGAGGAUUCCUGGUUCCAAUAAGCACGGAAUAUUUCCUGUCUCAUACGUCGAUGUCAUCAAGGGAUCCCCUUCCAAGAGCCCCAGUCACCAUGGAGACACACACAGGGGGCACAAGAGGAUGAUGCAGGAUUCCCUCCAUGGAGCCGGAGAACCGUUCCAGGCUGUGUACAACUAUGUGCCCCGGAACGAGGACGAGCUGGAGCUGCGUGAAGGUGACGUGAUCGACGUGACAGAGAAAUGUGAUGACGGCUGGUUCGUAGGAACAUCUCGGCGGAGCAGGAUGUUCGGAACGUUCCCAGGAAACUACGUUAAGCCACUUUAACGAAGAUUACGGCACAACCACAGCAACUCCGAUGCCUUCCGUAUAGGGCCAAUGUGGAACCUCAACCCUGAGUGUGUGUGUGUGUGUGUGUGUGUGUGUGUGUGUGUGUGUGUGUGUGUGUGUUCGCUCAUGCAAAAACAAUUUUAGCUUUCACUAGCCAUCUCUACAGACUCCUACAAUGAAGUUUUUUCCUUUUUGUCAUUUGAUAAAAACAGAAAAAAAAACGGUUUCAGGUUUGUUUGAACGUUCAGCUUCCUGGAUUAAAGCUCAGCAGCUCACACCUGUAUUUACCUGCUUUAUAACAAUAUCUUAUUUAUUAGAGAUAAUCAUUUCCGAUAAGCAAUAGUUGUGGGAGAUCUGGGUAGGAAAUUUUCAGAGAAGAAAAAUAAUUGAUGGCAACAGAGUCGUUUAGUGUCUGAGGAAGUGUGUGUGUGUGUGUGUGCGCACGUUUGUAGAGUUAGAUUGCUGAAAGACCAUAUAGCAAAAGUUCGUAAGUGGAUUUCUGGGAUUUUUGACUUUAAUUGAAAGAUUUUGCGUAAAAGCAAUAAGAACCUGUGCUAGUCUGACAUUCAUCCCCUUUGUGUGAAAACACAUACAUAUUGUGUUAAAACUGAGAUUUUGCUCAUAUUUGGGCGAAUUAUUAAAAAGGUAUGUCCAUGUAUGUGCAAUGAGGAAUUAUUUACAACAGUAUCGUUACUCGCCAUGGAGGUGUAAACAGAAUGAAGUAUUAUUUGGACAUGGCAAUCGACGCAUUUGUAUUAGAAUACUUUAAAAAGCAUUAUGCCUGUGAAAGUGUUCAGCUGUCCAGGUCAUUGAAUUGUUUAAUAGCAGCAAGUCAAGGUGACCGGGCAUGUGGUUUCCUCAACACAAGUCUUCAAUCCCUUUAACUACAGGCUUAUUACUCAUUCGUCAAGCUUAAAGACUUUUAUUCAGUGAUUUCUAUUAAGUAUUUGUAUCUUCUGUAAAAUGUGUAAGUCAGCUUGUUGUCAGGGUGAGGAAUUGGGUGGGUAGAACAUUCAGAUAAUUCAAAUCUACCACAAAUUAUGCCACAAUGGACACAUCGUAACAGUUGCCUAGUAACCACUAAACAUUCCCUUGCAAUUAUUUCCAGUACCACCUGGAAUACCAAAGCAACUACCUGGAAUACGAUAACAACCAAAUAGCAAUGCCAACCAUGAUAGAAACCACAGCAACUAUGACUAGCAUCAUUCUAGCCACCACCUGGAAUACCAUUGCAACUGCCUUACAAUGCCCUAGCAACGACCUCAAAAGUCCUCUUUUAGUCCAAGAACCCCCUGCACUCCAGCCCUUCUCUCAGUUUCAGAAUUCAGCAAAUUCCAAUCUGCCACAUAUUGUGCCUCAAUGGACAGCUCUUGCAGUUGCUGAGCAACCCCACUACACAUUCCCUAACAAUCACUUCAAGUACCAUAGCAACCACCUGGAAUACAAUAGCAACCACAUAGCACUACCCUAGCAACCAUGAUAGAAUUCAGAGCAACCACCUUGCAACAUUCUAGCAACCACCAGGGAAACCACAACAACUGCCUGGAAUAUCAUAGCAACUACCUUACAAUACCCUAGCAACCACCUAGUAACAUUCUAGCAAUUGCCUGGAAUACCAUAUCAACCACCUUACAAUAUCCUAGCAACCACCAGCGAAACCUUUUCAGGACUCUUUUUUCUCUAUGAUUUAGAAAUGAAGGCAUUUCUGGUUGCUGGUCCUGUUUAUCGGAAUUUUAAUGGCAUGUAUGAACACAUGCAUCCCAGUGAUGUCCCAGGUUUUGGAGUCUCAGGAAAGGGCUGGACUGCAUUUGAACAGGGUCCAAAGUACAUAUAGGCCUGAAUGAAGCGUCUCAGGUUCAAAACAUCAUCAAUUCUACCACAAAUCCGGUCACCUUGACUUACUACGUCCUGGACGUUAAACGGUGCUGGCAUUUUGGCCUGUGAUCAGCAUUUCUGGGUACCCUUCUGACAUUAGACUAAUUCAUUAUAUUAUGAAGAGAGUUUUAUGAAUAUCUUGGGUUUUGAAGUUCAAUUCAUGCUGGUUUGAAUGUCCAUAGAUCGGUUGCCAGUUAUAAUGUAAAGAAAAUGUUAAAGGGCAAACUGUCGUGUGAAAUGAACUUGUAUGAAGACAAAAGUUUGUUUUCCCCUCUCUGUCACUCUUUUUCUCUUUUUGUCAUGCUUCACACCUUUUUUGUCACAAUGUGGCUUUGAUGAGAGUUAUUGUAACAAAAUUCACUUUAAAAUGAUGCACAAUGUAACAGACUUCAGAGAGAACUGUUGAAUAUGUUUUCUAAUGCGCUUGAUUUUGCUUCUGUCAAAAAGUCAUGCUGGCCCUGUUCACACCUGGUGUUAGCAUUCAUCCUGGGCGACGUGAUCGCGAGUGGACAGCCAGACGUAUAGUAUGGCAUUUCAUUGGGUCUCAAAUCUGAUUCCAGUGGCCACUUAUGAUCAUAUUCCAUGACGAAACAUCUACACAUUAGCCUCCACACUACACGUUGCACCACCACCAAAAGUUAUCAGACCAGAUUGAACCCUGCUUACACCUGUACUUUGCAACAAUGUUGGGGUCAAUGUGUCCAAAGAAAGGCAAUACAUAAUGUGAUUACUGUGUCUUGUAAUUACGUAGUGUAAAGUGUCUAGCGAUAAAGAUUCAAGAAGCGAUAAAUUAUGAUUCACUGUUGUGCAACAUGUUAAGGAUUUUCACAGCUACAUACAUCAGAGCUGCAAGUACCUUUUUGUUCUCUGAAAGGCUGAGAAACAAAAUUCCUCAUAAUUCCCAGGUUAAGAAAGAUGUGUUCAUUACAUAGACACACAAAAGCUCCUUAUAGUGAUGCAGGUUUGUUGUAACAGCAGCCAUUAUUGCUUGACACUAUUAACAUCAGCACGGGGUUUGAAAAUGAUCAUGAUGCACAUUUACAGGCUAGUCGUUACUCCAAACAAUUCAUUCCUUCAAUCUAAUUAUGCAGCAGUCUUGUGAGGGAACAAGAUCUACAGCUCUUAACCAUGUGUUCAUCCCAGAAACAGUGCAGGAUUAUCCAUGCCUAUCCUAAUUGCAACAGCUGACUGCAAUUCCCAGUGUGGGACACACUGUAAACAAUGUCAACGCAUGUAAUCAUGCUAAUAUGGAGCCGGUCCUACACCCAGUCUGGGAGGAGUAAAGCACAGAAAUACAAAAAUAACUAAAAGAGGCAAAAAGGUUGGUUUGGAGGGAAUGCUUACGUGAAAGCAAACCGAUGACAACGAGUACCUCCCCCAGAUGAGGUGCUGGGUGCGGACUCAAGAAUUAUGCAGAACAAAGUAAAUGAAAGUGAAGUAAAACCCAACACAGGUGUGAACAGAGCCACUGAGUUUAAAGGGGACAGCUCAGUAUUUCCUGCACACGCAGUGUCGCUUCACUGUGUUAAACUCCUUUUUCAUCUGCUUGUGAUGGAUGCGUGUCAAAAUGUGUGAUGGAACAUCUUUAAAGCACCUUAAGCACAUUAGUUGUGUGUGAUUUGAGUUUUUGCACUUGUCUGGUUUGCGUUUGCUCUCAGAAGCUUCACCAGCUUGAUUUCCUUUUUGUUUUUUUUGUAUGGUCACGUAUUUCGACUUGCUUUAUAAAGUCUGUCUUUGCUCACUCACUCAUCGCUUUGGGUUUUUCUUUCGUUUUCAUUUCACCCAUGCAUACCAUCCACGUGCCAAAAACAUUUGGACGACAACAGUAAAAAAACGUUAUGCAAAAAUUCAACAGCAAACAUUGUUUUGGGACUGGAGAAGCGCAUUACCUCACUGCAGGACUGAAGAUUUUCUUUUUGAUAGACUUUUUUUCGCCUCUCUGGACUUUUUACGGUAUGAUUCCUGUAUUUACAGACUUUCUGGUAACUAACAGACACACACGUAUAUACCGCUCUCUGCUGUGUCUGUAGGGUGGGCUGAAGUGAAGCCCCUUUAUUUUACUCUCUUUCUCUCUCUCUGCUCUGUCAUUUAAUUCCGUAUCUAAUAAAUUUCUUCGCAGUGA
Molecule: messenger RNA, 8608 nt
Organism: Pygocentrus nattereri (red-bellied piranha)
Lineage: Eukaryota; Metazoa; Chordata; Actinopteri; Characiformes; Serrasalmidae
Gene: sorbs2a
Product: sorbin and SH3 domain containing 2a
Exons: 25
Coding region: 328-4608 (1426 amino acids)
Cellular component (GO): plasma membrane
Molecular function (GO): protein binding
Source: RefSeq, a predicted model, not a curated record